GCCAUGCUGGGAAGAAGACCUUCAUGUUUCUCAGGCAUUCUUGUGUCAUGGAACGUGCUGCUGCUGUGCCUCAGUAUCUGCCUCUGCCAUCCAAAUCAGGCCGAGGCAGCUCCAAGCAUCUCCGGGAGCAAUGCUGCAACACAGACAGUGGAUGUGCACAGUCUGACCGUAGCCUGCACAGUUGCAUCUCGUUUUGCUCACACCGUUCUGACCUCCAGGGCUAUGAACAAGGCGAAUUCCUCACAGGAAAUCUUCUUUGAAGUGGAGCUGCCUAAGACUGCCUUCAUCACCAACUUCAGCAUGGAGAUUGAAGGUCAGGUCUAUGUUGGGGAGGUGAAGGAGAAAGAGAAAGCCAAGAAGCAGUAUGACAAGGCUGUUUCAUCAGGAAAAACUGCUGGACUGGUCAAGGCUUCAGGAAGAAACAUGGAGAAGUUUUCUGUGUCUGUCAACAUUGCUGCUAAUAGCAACGUGACUUUUGUUCUGACCUAUGAGGAGCUCCUCCAGAGGAAACUGGGCCAGUAUGAGAUUGUGACCCGGGUAAAACCCAAGCAGCUGGUCCAGAACUUUCAGAUUGUGGUCGACAUCUAUGAGCCUCAGGGCAUUGCCUUUGUUGAUGCCCAUGGAAAUUUCCUGUCCAAUGAGCUGCUCCCUCUAGUGGAGAAAACUGUCACAAACAACAAGGCACACAUAUCUUUUUCACCAACGCUGGAACAACAGAGGAAGUGUCCAGGAUGUGAUGGCACAUUGAUCGAUGGAGAUUUCAUCGUCAAGUACGACGUGAACCGGGCAACAAGUCUGGGAGACAUUCAGAUUGUGAACGGAUACUUUGUGCACUUCUUUUCUCCACCCGAUCUACCCAGAGUCCCUAAGAAUGUGGUGUUUGUGAUAGACAGGAGUGGUUCAAUGGGUGGGACAAAAAUGCAUCAGACCCGGGAAGCAUUGCUGGAGAUCCUCAAAGACCUCCAUAUGGAGGACUACUUUGCUCUUAUCCCCUUUGAUGAUAAAAUUACUCCUUGGAAGCCUUCUCUUAUGAAAGCAACAAAGGAAAAUGUAGCUGAAGCCAUGAAAUAUGUCAGAAGGAUACGUGACAAUGGAGGAACUAAUAUCAAUGACGCUGUGUUGAGAGCUGUGAAGAUGCUGAUCAACGACAGGAAGAACAAUAAUGUCCCAGAGAGAAACUUGGAUAUGAUUAUUUUACUGACUGAUGGAAUGCCAAAUUCAGGAGAGAGCCGUCUCCCAAAGAUCCAAGAGAACGUGCGUCGGGCUAUCAAUGGGAACAUGUCUCUGUUCUGUCUGGGCUUUGGAAACGACGUGGACUACUCCUUCCUGGAUGUCAUGGCCAAACAAAACAAGGGAGUGGCCCGCAGAAUCUACGAGGCCUCGGAUGCAACUCUUCAACUGCAGGGUUUCUAUGAGGAGGUGGCCAGCCCUCUGCUCUCAGAAGUGGACCUGCGUUAUCCUGACAACACAGUGGAGUUUGUGAGCACCAACCACUUCAGACAGUUGUUCAACGGCUCCGAGAUCGUGGUGGCUGGUCGACUGAGUGACAAUGACAUAGACAACUUCCUGGUGGAAGUGUUCGCCAACGGGCCUGAGGAGCACUUCCAGGUGCAGGGCCAGGCCAGGGCUUUGGACUGGCAUGUAACCUACCCAGAGCAGAAGUACAUUUUUGGACACUUCACUGAGCGUCUGUGGGCUUACCUCACCAUCCAACAAUUACUGGCGAAGAGUGAGAUUGGUACUCAGCAGGAUAAAGAAAAUGCCACAGCAAAGGCCCGGGACUUAUCCCUGCAGUACAGCUUCGUCACCCCUCUCACCUCCAUGGUGGUCACCAAGCCUGAGGCUGAGGACGGACCAGGCAGCCCCCUCAUCGCUGACAAGUUAACCGAGGACCAGCGGCAGAGUGAAGAGAGAAAUCAUGCACUUGUCAAGCAAGGUGGUCAUUCAAGCCAUGCUUCCAUGCCCCAUGAUCAGUUUGAUGUGGAUGGAGAUCCCCACUUCUUGAUAGAGCUGGCAGACAGAGAGGAAGGGCUGUGCUUCAAUAUUGAUGACAAACCAGGAACCAUUUUCAACCUGGUCAGAGACCCAACAACAGGCAUUUUGGUCAAUGGACAGAUCAUUGAAAAAAAGAAGGUGCACCCUGAUGGAAAAAUCAGCACCUAUUUUGGCCGUUUUGGCAUCAUCCAUCAGACUCUGGGGGUGAGGCUGGAGGUGACGACUGAGGACAUUUCAGUGUCCCAGGACGGCAAACAGGUCAAGCUGCUGUGGUCUGAUACAGCCUCUCUGAAAGGGCCCAAGAUGGACCUCAGACUGACUGAGAACUGCAGCCUGACAGUGACCAUGAGGGACUCGGUCAAAUUUAUGAUAAUCCGACACACAAAGGUGUGGCAGAAACGCCACUACCAACAGGACUACCUGGGUUUCUACACCCUGGACAGCCACCUCCUGUCCCCUGUUGCUCACGGCCUGCUAGGUCAGUUUUACCACGGGAUUCAGUUUGAGGUGGGAAACCAGCAUCCAGGUGGAGUCCUGGAGGAACAACGGGCCACCAUGUAUGUGAAGGGACAAGCGCUCAAUGUGACCAGACACUUGCAGAGGGAAUUCAGCAGGGAUGUGAAGAAUGGUGAGAAGGUUCCCUGCUGGUUCGUUCACAAUAAUGGAGCGGGCCUCAUCGAUGGAAGCGCCUCGGACUACAUCGUGUCAGGCCUCUUUCACACUGUUUAAAUCUCUUAAACUGAAAAUCUCAAUGGUAUUGCACUAGGGUCACAUGGCUCAGAGCUAUGUGCAGGAUGAGAAUGUCAAAUAUGGAAGAUAUGGACGCCCCUAACACUGCCACCUGUCUGCAUCACAGCACAUACACACUAAUGGACACAUUUACUGAACAAUAAUAGGCCAACUACUUUUACCGAGUACCAAGCAGCAGAUGCAAAUGAACACAAAGUUUAUCAUCAUCUGCAUUCAUACUUCAUAUUAACAGCCCGGGCCACAACAACAACAAUCAUGAAUAGAGACAUAUUUUCAUUCUUUAGCUGACUGAUUGAGCCAUUAAGGAAUAAUUAACACAUCAAUGAAAAAAAGAUGAGAAAAUGAACUGUAUUUGCUGUAUUUCAGGGCUUAUUUUGUUCACAUUUGUAAUUUUGAUAGACUUUGUAGUAAAAUCCAUCAAAAACAAACAAACAAACAGAUUGGGUCAGUAGCUCAAUGAUUGAUUUUGCACUUAAAAAAAAAAAAAAAAAAAAAUCCUCUAUUUUGUAUCUUUCUGUUUUUGAAUGUUUCCUGAAAAUGAAAGAAAGAACCUCCCUCAAAAUCUAUUAUUCUCUCUCCGACCAUGUUUUUAUGGCAUUUUCAUCAUUAAUGUUACAAUGACACGUUUCUGUCUACGAGCUUUGAGUAUACAAAAUCAUCAGUAAUCAUGAUUUUUAUUGAUAAAAAGCAACAACCUUAGUGUCUGGCCAGCUUCUGUUGAUUGCUAUUUGGCUAAACUAACUUUCUCUCAUCUAUUAAAGUGUUUCAUGUGUACUUUGACUGCAGCAACCUUUUGGCAGCUUGUAUCGGGGCAGGGCUGCUGGGAUGAGGCGGGUCAGCAGGUCAUGGUGUAAACUUACAUUCAUUCUCUACAGCCUUUCCCAUAAUGUUACCUAUAACCAACUUAUUCCUAACCCUAAUCAUAUCCCUGACCUUAUCCUAACCGCAACCUCAACCCUAACCUUAACCAGUAAGCCAAAAUGAACAACCAAAAUGUAAAAAGUGAGCUCCCAGGGUUUGUCUGCUAGAUUGUAGUGGAAUGGGGGUUGGGUUUGUUUACAUAGAAAAGUGUCGUGACAUAGAAAUGCUUUGAACCCCAUGCAUUUCAAGGGAGUGGUGUGCUCUUUCUGGCCAAAGAGGUGAGGCAAUGCAAUAAAGCUGCAAUUUUUUUUUUUUUUUUUUUUUUUUUUUUGCAGGGUGUGAGCUGGAAAAGUUGAAACUAUUUAAACUUUUGAGGGGAUAGAGCACACCAGGACACCGAUCAUUAACAAGGGGGCUGGAACUUAAAAAACAACAGCCAUAACACAUCUCUCCCCUCCACCCUCUUGUGCCCAUGCCUAGUUGCCUGUCUUCAGUGUGCCUUGCAUUUUUUUGUGUGAAUGGCGCCAUACUCAGGAUUUAACCAUUAUGAUUGGGCUUCUCAGUUACCGCCUUAUCUGGAAUAUUGGGCCUUGUCAAAAAAGCCAUAAAUAUUUAAACCUCUGUCAAGACACCCACUUGAUUACCUACUGGUUGUUUCCCCAUUAUGUAGGCAGUUGGUUGUAUUUGAUGGUUGUUUAUGCUCUGUGUUUGAAAUUAAAUAAUGCUGUAGAAGCCACAUUCUCUCAUUUCGAGUUUGACCAGCAGGUGGUGCUGUUUCGCCCUUUUGUAGAAAUAAGUCAUUGUGCGCUCAUUCACCAUAAUUACAUAUUAUGACAAUUCCUAAAAAGGAAGCGAUUCAUUUUAUGACUGAGUGCCAAUGUCAUGAAAAUUUAUUUUUUAUUUUUAUUAUUAUUAUUAUUAUUAUUUUUAAGCACUAAUAUAUAUUGUUUGAUGAAUGAAGCAAGUGUGGUCAUGUUUUGCUUUAUUAUCCAAACCACUGUAUUAUCACAGCUUUAAAGAAUUUAUUACAUAAAAUAAAUAGGUGAACUUUUGUCUCUAGAGAAAUUUUGUCUCUGUCCACACUGUCACACUGGCCCACAGGAGCCCACCAGGAUUUCUCCCAGUACUCCAAAAAUGAUAUGACAUAAGAUGAAAUUUGGUUUUGUAUCAUAUUACUAGCCCAGUGUAAGUAAUAUCCAAGUUUAUGACUCAUCUAUGUUGGAUACUGGACUCUGAUUGUUCAGUUAAAACAUUCUACAGUCCAUCAUUUCUGACUGUCGUCGAGGCUGUGGUCAAUCUGCGACCUCGCCACCACACCUGUUUGUUCCAAA
Myripristis murdjan (pinecone soldierfish) is the source of this 4937-nucleotide messenger RNA. RefSeq names its product inter-alpha-trypsin inhibitor heavy chain H3-like. Lineage: Eukaryota; Metazoa; Chordata; Actinopteri; Holocentriformes; Holocentridae. Gene Ontology annotation, biological process: hyaluronan metabolic process. The transcript is spliced from 20 exons. The coding region runs from base 4 to 2724 and encodes 906 amino acids. Gene Ontology annotation, molecular function: serine-type endopeptidase inhibitor activity. The record is from RefSeq and is a predicted model, not a curated record.